Messenger RNA from Lathyrus sativus (Indian pea), 147 nucleotides. The record is from the annotation of a GenBank genome assembly. NCBI's taxonomy places the organism in Eukaryota, Viridiplantae, Streptophyta, Magnoliopsida, Fabales, Fabaceae.
AUGGGCAGUCAUGGUGUGUCAGCUGUUAAUCAUUCUCCUCUUCAACAAAAUUCUGGCUUAUUUUUGGGAGCACUUGAGUUUUCGCUCAUCACUUGUUUCGGAAACCAAACCGCUGGUGAACUGAAGGACCUUCCUAUUUACGCUUAG